CAGAGACGGUUCUCCCUCAGACACGUGAACGUGCCUUUGCAAAUCUCGCCGCCAGGGACUGGAAGGCCGGGCGGGCCACAGCCUUUUUGACGCGGGUGGCACUAGGACCCGGGCGGCGCGGGCCUCACUCCUAACGCCCACGGCCGGGGCGGGGCCAAGCUGUGCGGGGAGCCGGGGCCUCGCUGCUCGACCCGCCCCUGGAGGCGGACCGAGCUGACUUAAACUCUGGGGCCGGGGAGGCCGGACUGUCCUCCCCGCUUGCCCGCGCCGGGCUGUGCGCCCGUCGGUAAGUGUGGCGCCGGGCGACCCUUCGCUCGCCCUCUCGGGUCCCCGGCGGGGCGCUGGGCGCCAGAAGGCCAGGCGCCCGCGGGCUGGGGCCCGGCGCGCGGCGGCGGGCGCUUUUGUUCUGAGGCGAGGACGGAGUCGCGGGGUCGCGACCGCUCAGGCGGCUGCGGGCCUCGGCCCGGGAGCAGCUCGACCGGCCGUUCCGUUCGUGGCCCUGCGGGCCGCGCGGGGCUGGCCGUGGCCGGCCGCGGACGUCGACCCGACCCGGAGGGCGGCGCCUGCCUGGGUGUUUUCUUUAAAUUGCCUUACUCCUUGCGGUGGAGGUCGCGGGCGGAGAGAGCGAGUACGCAUUUUGUUCAACUACAAGGCGGUGGUUUAGGCGGACCAAAGAAGUAAACACUGUGUGAAGGGGGAACACAUGUUCGGAGGGGAAAUGGGAACAUAAACCAUAAUAAAAGAGUAAGAUUGUACUUACAACCCCAAAAGGUAAUUUAUUGGAUCACAUCAUUUAGAAGUUCGAGUAGCUCCAUCUUCGGCUGGAUCUAAAAUCUGAGUCUAAGGAAAGAAGAUUUUAAAGACUUUUGAGACACUCCAUUUUGAGCUCUGCUGUUUUCAGCAUUGACUUCAUUCUCAGACACACCUCCCUUCAUUGAGUGGCUGCAGCAUCUCCAGAUUUUAUUUAUUUGACAGAGCGAGAAAGCACAAGCAGGGGGAGCAGUAGAAGGAGAGGGAGAAGCAGGCUUCCCGCUGAGCAAGGAGCCCGAUGCGGGGCUCGAUCCCAGGGCCCUGGGAUCAUGACCUGAGCCGAAGGCAGACGCUUAACCAUCUGAGCCACACAGGCGCCCCAUUCUCUCUUUAUUUUCAAUGAAGGGUUAUGGCAACAAAGGACACAAUAUAUGACCAACUGAGAGAAAAGAGAGAAGGCACAGGCAAAGUCCAUGAGAAAACUUCAGCUACUGCUGUGCAGAGAAGGAUAUUCUUAAGUUCAGCCAUACUUGGGGUUUGUCAGAUUCCUGACAUUCAAAACAACUGACUUUUAAUACACUGCUACUACAUCAAAUCAACAAUGAAUUGGAAUGCAAAACCAGAGAAUGUCACCUUACCACCACAGUAUCCUAAAAAGCAGUCGUCUUUUUUGGAGCAGGCUUUAAUAAAUACGCUUAACACAACAUCUCAGAGUUCUUUAAACUAUCCUGGAAGUAACCAAGAAGCAUGUAUGUUUCUUGGUAAUUCAAAUCCAGUUUCACAGCCACUGCUAAACAUCAGAAAUUAUACAACUCCUCAGCAAAUCCCUAUUCCUGAUAUGCAUAAUGGGACACUUGUGGCCUCACAAACUUCAGUGGAAAGAAUCACAUAUGCCAAUGUUAAAGGAUCCAAACAACUAAAUCACAAUUUGCAAAUGUCUUCAGGAGUAACACAAAACAUAUGGUUGAAUUCACCAAUGAGGAAUUCUGUGCUUUCUCAUACAGGGGCAACUGUGUCCCAUCAAACUGGUUUUGGAACUAAUACACCUAAUAUACAUGCACUACAGAAUCCGUUUGUAACAUCAGAUUCCUAUUCUAUGCAACUACAAAUGAUCCCUUCUAAUUCUGCAAGAGUUCCUGUAACUUACCCAGGAGCCCCGAGACUUAACCCAUCUUUAUCAGAACGACAGGUUGAUUGGGCACAACAGUAUACAUCCAGUGGACUGACUUACCCAGAUUAUAGACCACUUCCAAAGCAAUACAGUUACUCAUCACGAAGCUUUUUGCAAGAUCCUGCUCUUCAGAAACAAAACCCUAUGCCAUCUACAUCAUUGCAUAUUAAAAAUAGUCACCCUCCAGAUUCUCCACGGACUUUACAGUCAAAGCAGACUGCAACCAUACAGUCCUAUCAAUAUGCAGUUACUCAAACUGACAAAAGACCUCCGCCUCCUCCUUAUGACUGUAGAUAUGCAAGCCAGCCUUUGCAGAGUACUCAGCAUGUUAUUAAACAGGCUGCUGUGGACGUUCCUCAAAUGCACUUACCUGAAAUGAGGAAAGACUUCUCUAGAAGCUUUCAACAGCAUUGGCAAAACCUUAAUGAAACUGUCAGCACCGUUGGAAAUUCCUGUAACUUGAAAGUAAAUACCAAUGUCACUCAGCCUUUUAAUGAACCUGUUAGAUCUUCUGUGGAUGGUGUUCAGACCCUUGCUCAAAAUAAUCAAGAGAGAAGAAUAGACUCUUGUGAUCUUUCAAAUCAAGUACUGGACACAAGUGCCACAAAAGAAAAGUUAGUGAGGGAUAUUAAAACAUUAGUAGAAAUAAAAAAGAAGUUUUCGGAACUUGCAAGGAAAAUUAAAAUUAAUAAAAAUCUUUUGAUGGCAGCAGGUUGUAUUAAAACAACUGAUACCUCUUACAGUGAAUUAGCUGCAAAUUCUGAAAUGUCUCUGAAACAAACUACCCAAAUCCAGUCUGGACCACAGGUGACCCUAGUGACUCCAGAGGAUAAACCACCAACCAUAAUAGAAUCUGGAAAAGAAACAAAUAGAACACACAGUACAAUAAAUUCCAACAUUCAGGACCUGAAUUGGGGAAAUUGUAACCAAGUGAAUUCUGUUUUACUAAACUCUGUCUAUUCAGAAAAGUUGCCAAUGCCAGACCAGUUACAUGAUUUGAAAGUUAGGACUUCUUUAAAGGCAUCAACUGUUGACAUUGCCCAGGCAACAUUAAAUAAGGCCCAGAUUUCAUCAGGAAAUGUCAAUGUUGAACUAAACGUGCCAACAAAUUCUGAAACAACUUCUGUUCCUCAGUCUACAUCCUUUGAGGAGUAUGUUUCAAAAUAUCCAAAUAAAAAUACGCUAAUUCUCAGUUUACUUACAUGUAGAGAUAAACCUCAGGAGAAAUUAUUAAAAAAUGCUAGUGAAACUAUUCAGGGUUCUAAACCACAUAGUUUUGAAAUUAACUCAAAUAACCAAAUCACCAGUAACCAACCAACCUUGAAAACCAUGGAAACUCCAAGUACAUGUAAUAUAAAUGCCAAGGUUUUAGACAACUCAUUUUGCCUUGAGCAUAAAUCCUCAGCAAGUGGGGUAUCUUCUAAAAGUGACAAUCACUUUCCCAUGGAAUUGCUAGCAACAUGUCUUUCUCUCUGGAAAAAGCAGCCUUCAGAACCUACAGAGGAAAAACAGUAUAAUGAGUCAAAAAACAGAACAGCAGUUGGAGGUUCAAAACCUGUGGAAACCUGUGGUAAGAGUCCAUCUUCAGUUGUAGGAAAUGCUCAGAAUAAGAUGAUAAACACCUCACAAGAAACAACUUUGUCAAUAGUAGUACAGAAUUAUGAAUCUUCCAGUGCAACUGUUACAAAGGGAACAGAACUUCAGGUUGCUAUAGUCUCACCCUUAGUUCUUUCAGAUGUCAAAACAUUGUCUGCCAAAGGAAUAACACCUGAAGCUGUAUCUGAAACACUGUAUCCAGUUAUUAAGGAAGGCAGUGUUUGUAGCUUACAAAAUCAGUUGGCAGAAGAUACAAGUGUUACUGCUGCUCUGAAAGCUAAUCUUAAGGAACCGGUAGCAGGUACCACAACAGACACAAAGAUGUUCUCACCAAUUCAGAAGGAAGAGCAAAGUGAGUCAACUAAUUCAGAAGACAUACCUAAUAGCAAUCAAGGAAAGCCUAUCAAGUCAGGACCAGAUACCCACCAUUCUGUGAGUGAACAGCAAGUCUCAUAUAAGUCAAGAAACAGUGAUCUUGUUAGUGGUGAUAUGUUACAUAUUGACAAUAUUUGUUCUCUUGUUGAAGGUGAUACAUCUUACAAUUCCCAAAUAGCAAAGAUAUUCAACUUGUCUCCUUUGAAAAGGGUUGAGCCACAGAAAUCUCUACCCAAUCACAAAGUGAUUACUAAGGGACAACAAAAAGAGCAAACAGACAGUCUCACUAAAUAUAAAGACUUUGGUUUUCAAAAUGAUAAUUUUUUACAGUGCACAGAUAUUUCACGUAAAAUAACUGAUCAGGUAGAAUCUCUUCAACCUCCAGAAUCAUCUUUGAAGUAUGUUAAAGCAGAUAGUGGAAUUCUAGAGGAGAGCAACUUGGACCAUAUCACUAAAAAAAAAAGCAUGGCUAAUGAUAGAUGUUCCUCGCCUGCUAUUGAGCAGGAUAGUUGUCCUCGGGAAGUUGAUUCAUCCUGCAAUUACACUGCCCAGGAUCCUGCAAGAAGUGAGAUUCUCAGUGAUAAGGCAUCUGUCUUAUACCUACACGAUCAGCUGUCAGAACUUUUAAAAGAAUUUCCCUAUGGUAUUGAAGCUGUGAACACACAUGAAGGUUCUGUGGCCCAACAGAAAACAAACCAGAUCUCGAAAGAUCAAACUUGUGAUAAAACUGGUUGCGACUCCAAGGGCUCAACAGACCAAAUACAAAUUACAAUAUUAAACUCAGAGCAAAUGAAAGAAUUAUUUCCUGAACAUGAUAAUCAACUCUGUGAGGUAGACAAGUUAACAGAACAUCAGAAAGAACCUGUAAAAAAAGAAGGGCACAGCCAGUGUGACCCACAAGCAGACACAGAUGGAAAGACUGAUGAUAACUUAAUGGAUUCAGAGAAAGACGAUGUUGGUUGCUGUGCAUUGGGGUGGCUGUCUAUGGUUUAUGAAGGAGUACCCCAGUGUCAGUGUAAUUCCAUCAACAACUCAACUUCAAAGGAAGAAAAAGGGGAAAAUCAGUGUUCUUCGAAGAUCAAUAGUUGUAAACAAGGAGAAAGAACUUCUGAUAGAAAUGAUCCUGUUGGGUGUAAUAGUCCUCUAAAUAACAAUCUGAAGAUUCCUUUGACUUUGCCGGAUAUGAAAAACCAUUUUCCUGAAAUAGAGCAAGGCAAAAAUAGAAAUGAUAUGCCCAAAACAAAACAAAAGUCACUGAGGACAGAACAAGAACUAUUAGGUCCGUUUUUAUCUAAAGCUGAUAAACUAGAUUCCAUGCAAAGUCACAAAAGAAAAGGAAAACUGCAGUUUCAUGAGAUAACUUUUCACACCAGUAAUAAAAUGACAAAAUUUUCUCAAGAGAGCCUGCACCAGAAGUUCAUGGCACAAAACUCACGUCCACUAAAAACAAAGGUGGGUUUUUUGACAAAUAAAAAAGAUCCACGUAUGAAGAAUGGUUCUUUGGUACAGUCAGUAUCCCCAGAGAAAAUAAAAUUGAAAGCAGGUGGCUUGAGACAAAAAGUUUUGGAAAAAAGGAAGUUAGAUGAUGGGGGCAUGCUUGAUUCAAAGAUAAAGAGGAAGAAAUACGAUAAACAAGAGCAGAAUAAAAGUGUGGCAGAUGGUACCUUUAAAUUAUGUAAUUUUUUGUCAAUUCCAAAUGAAAGAUGUAGGGUUAAAGAAAAGACAGUAUCAAAUGUUAAGUCCUCAGUCUCCAAGGAUAGUUCAUCUAAAAUUAAUAGAGUUCUGACACCAAAGGAGUAUUUGCAAAGGCAGAAGCACAAAGAAGCAAUGGGUAGCAACGCAUCAAAGAAAAGCUAUGUGAGGAAUGUACCGUGUGAUUCUCAAUACGUGAAGUCCAGUAAACUUGCCAUGCAAGUAGGGAGUUGUGAGAAAUCAGAUGAGAUCCCUAACAGCAGUGUACAGACUUCUAAAGAAUCCUUAAAUAUUUGUUCAAGCCAUGGUAAAAACCUCAAGAUCCACCAUUCUGAGGAGUCCAAAGUAUACAUUUCAAGGAAUGUUAAGGGAAUAGUUGGUGGAAAACAACCUGAUAAAAUGUGGAUUGAUAAAACCAAAUUAGACAAAAAUUUAAGCAGCAUAAACAAUGAAGUGGAAUUCAGUCAAGUGUCUCACCAGUCAAAGGAUCAAAGGAAACUGUAUCUGAACAGAGUUGCAUUUAAAUGCACUGAGCGUGAGAGCAUUUGUCUCACAAAAUUAGACAGUUCACCCAGGAAGCUUAAUAAAGAAGGGAGACCGGAAAAUAAAGCUCAGACCCUCUUACCUGUGAAAGAUGCCACAGAAAAACCAAGCAUGCUGGAAUUUAAAUUAUGUCCAGAUGGACUGAUUAAGAAUACAAAUUAUGUUGAUGACUGGAAGGAUCUGCAGCCUUGUCCUAGGAAGGAGCAAGCUCCUAUGCAAGUUUCAGGAAUAAAAAGUACAAAAGAAGACUGGUUAAGAGGUGUAACUGAGGAGAAAAGGAUGCCAGAAGCCAGCCAAGAAAUAGGAGAAUCCUAGCAUCAUGCCCUGUUUUGCUGACAAGUAUUCUCCAUUUGAAAAGAAGUUCCUAUAUCGCUACUUAGGACAUAACGACUAUGCAGCCUGAACUGUCCAUCAUGAUGGGGUGCUCUCUGAUUCACAAAACUAUAUAACUGGGGUGGGGGGGCUGGGUGGCUCAGUUAGUUAAGCAUCUGACUCUUGAUUUCAACUCAGGUCAUGAUCCUCAGGUCCUGGGAUCGAGCCCCAUGUAAGGCUCUACACUCAGGGGAAGUCUGCUGGAGAUUCUCUCUCUCUCUGCCCUUCCCCCCCUUGCACAUGUGUGCUCACUCUCUCUCUCAAAUAAAUAAAUCUUUAAUAUAUAUAUAUAUAUAUAAUAUAUAUAAUUGGAUUGGUGCUGCAGCAUUUCAUUAUUAAAUGAAAAUAGUAUAUUCGUUACAAUCCAAGCAGAUCUUAAGGCAUAAUUAAAACAUAUAGUCAAGUCAUCCCAGUGUUCUGUCAUACCUGGGGCUUUCUGCUUCUCUGGCUUUCGUCUGUCCACACAUUCGGCUGCAUGAGGAGUGAACAAAAGGAAAGUAAGGUCCUGGUUUAUGAAUUGGUUUGUACAGUAUGUUGACUCCAGCCAGAACUAUCCGAUAGUUCUAUGUAGAGAUGAUACUAAAAGACAGUGAUAAAGCCAGUCUCACUAUGGUCUGCCAUAGUGGAGGAACAUAUGUUUCAUAGUUUCAGGAACAGAUGAAAAUAAUUCUUUUAAGCUUUUGAGUUACUUAUACUGAAAACCCCACAGCCUUUAUAAGAGCAAAUUCUUGGGUGUGAUUAAAUGUGAAGUUGAGACAAAGCACUAGUUCAUUCACCUUCAUAGCAUCUACAGACUGACUAAAUAGGCAAAAAAACCCCAUUAAAUAACUAUCAGAACAUAUAUACACAAUUCCCUAUCUGGUUUGAUAAACUAUUAAGCAAGAACCAAAGUAACUGAGGAGCCAGUGCAUCUGGUUAUCAACUUUGGACUUAGGUGGAUAGACAUUCUGAUGUAUGAGUCAAUAUUAAUUCAUGGACAGUGGCUAAUGGGUUCACCUGCUGGUCAGAAACUUAGAACAAGAUUGACACAUUGGUGUUAAGGAAGUCUGGGGGAAAAUCAUGUGGAAGACCUCUCAGAAUGUGCAUGGUAUGACAAAUCUGCAACCCAUAUCAGUGCCCAUCAGAGGGCAUCCACUGCAGAGUAGGCUCUCAGUAAUCAGAUGGAUAGUUUAUCCAGUCCUGUGGGUCAUUCAACCUCUUUCACCAGCCACCCUGCUGUUUGCUUAAUAGGCCCAUUUAUAAAGUGGAUGGCAACAGGGAAGGAGGCUCUGCAUGGACUUCUCACUUCUGCCUCUGCUAGGUACCCGCGUGCUUUGAGUCAGAGACAUGCUGAGUCCCUGACAGAGCACACCGUUCUCCAAGGAACUGAUGAGCUACUUGGAGGCAGAUUGAUGCAUUGGACAUUUUCCAUAAUGGAGGGAGGAGCAAUUUUUCCUCUUGGGCAUAGAAACAUAUUUCAGAUAUGGCUUAGCUUUCCUGCCCCAAAUUCUUCUACCAGCACUAAACAGAAGGCCUUAUUCAUUGCUAUUCAUGUUCCAUACAAGUCAUCUCAGACCAAGGAACAUAUUUACAGAGAAGGAUGGAAUGCAGUGGAAUUAUACUCACAAGAUUCACCAACAUUACCACAAGCCCCAAGCCAACAUCUCGCUUGACAAAAUGGUAGAAUGGCCUGCUAAAAACUCAGUUACUAUAUGAAUAAAAGAAAAUUACCUUACAGGAUUGGGGUGCUGUUGUACAGGAUGAAUAAUUGACUUAAAUCAGCAGACAGUACAUGGUGACAUCUCCCUCAUAGCCAAAUACAUGAGCCCAGGAACCAAGGGGUGGAAGUCCAGAAUGGUUCUAUUCAGUUUUUUCCUUGUUUUUAAAAAAUUGAGAUGUAAUUCACAUAUACAUCUAAAGUGUACAAUGCAGUGAUUUUUUUAAAGUAUAUUCACAAAGCACAACCAUCACCACUAUCUGAUUCCAGAACACUGUCAUUAUCUCUAAAAAAAGCUGGUACCCUUAGUGGUGUCCCUCAAUUUCCCCUCCCCCCCCCAGCCCCAGGUAAUCACUCAUCUAUUUUCUGCCUCUGUGGAUUUGCCUGUUCUGGGUAUUUCUUAUGAAUGAAAUGAUAUAACAUGUGGCCCUUAUAUAUAUGUGGCUCCUUUCAUUUAGUAAGAUGUUUUCAAAGUUCAUCCAUGUUGUAGAAUGUAUCAAUACUUCAUUCCUUUUUAUGGCUGAAUAAUAUUCCAUUGUAUGGCUUUUUACUUUUAUUUUAUUAUUAUAAUUAUUAUUUUUAAGUAAUCUCUACACCCAAAAUGGGGCUUUAACUUACAACCCUGAUAUCAAGAGUUGCAUGCUCCACCAAUGAGCCAGCCAAGCACCCCCAUGGCCUUUUACCUUUAUUUUAUUUUUAAUUUUAAUUUUUUUUUCAAAUUUUUGUUUAAAUUCUAGCUAAUUAACGUAUAGUGUAAUAUUGUCUUCAGGAGUAGAAUUUAGUGAUUUAUCACUUACGUAUAAUACCCAAUACUCAUUAUAACCAGUGCCCUCCUUAAUACCCAUCACUGAUUUAGCCCACCCCCCACCUACCUCUCCUCAGCAACCCUCAGUUUGUUCUCUAUUGUACAGAGUCUCUUAUGGUUUGUUUCCCUCUCUCUUUUUUUUACCCCCUUCCCAUAUGUUCAUCUGUUUUGUUUCUUAAAUUCCACAUAUGAGUGAAAUCAUAUGGUAUUUGUCUUUCUCUGACUUAAUUUGCUUAGCAUAAUACACCCUAGCUCCAUCCAUGUCACUGCAAAUGACAAGAUUUCAUUCCUUUUGAUGGCUGAUUAAUAUUCCAUUGUAUGUAUAUACCAUACCUUUAUCCAUUCAUCAGUCAGUGGACAUUUGGGCUCUUUCCAUAGUUUGGCUCUUGUUGAUAGGCCUUUUGUUUUUAAGCAUAAUAAUCCACUUAAGGAAGAUUUUCUUCCCAAUCUGUAAUCAUUGGGUUCAGUGGGUUUGAAGGUUCCAAUGUCCAGUGAAAGAAUAUUCCACUAGUGAACACUGACAUAGUUCUAGUAUUUUGGUAGCUGGUACUCCCUCCUACCAUUUUGGGUUCCUCAUGCCACUUAAAUGCUAAGCAGUGAAAAAGGGGUCACUGGCUGGGUGAUUGAUCCUGGUUACCAAGGGGAAAUUGGGUUGCUGCUGGCUAAUGAAGGAAGGCGGUCAGUCCAAGUCUGCAACCCAUGGAAAUGUGGAUGAGGGAACAGAUUUAAGAAAUGCAGAGGAGGUUAUAUUGUCAAGACUUUGUGAUUGAUGAGGUGUAGGGAUUGAGGACAAGGAAGGACUGCUGACUUAGUGGCUCUUUAAGUUUCUGUAUCUUUUUUUUUCUAUCCAUUUUUGUAUUAGUUACUAGGAGAAAAGUGACAAAACAACCAACAAUAAUUACGAAAUACUCAAAUUCUCUCUGUUUUGUCACUUUUGUUUUCUUUUUUUCUUUAAAGAUUUUUAUUUAUUUGGGAGAGAGAGAGAGCAGGAACUGGGUGGGGGGAGGGGCAGUGGGAGAGGGAGAAACAGACUCUCUGCUGAGCAGGGAGCCUGAUGUGGGGCUCGAUCCCAGGACCCCGGAAUCAUGACCUGAGCUGAAAGCAGAAGCUUAACCAGCUGAGCCACCCAGGCACCCAUCACUUUUGUUUUCAUGUAACAGUCUGUUUUGAGACUGUUAUUAGGUGCAUAUAUGUUUGUAUUGUUAUGUCUUCUUGAUGAAUUGAUUUUUUGUUGUGAACUAUAUCUCUAUCUCUGCUAAUAUUCCUCAUCCUUAAGUCUACUUAGCUUACACAGCCACUCCAGCUUUCUUAUGACUAGCAUUUGCAUGGUGUAACUUUUUACACUUUUUUAACUUAUUUGAGUCUUCAUUAUUUAAAGACUUUCUAGCAUAUGAACAACAUACAGCAGCAUAUAUAUUUAGUAUUUUGUUCUUCAUAUAUUGAGAUAGUAAUCCUUUGCCAUACUUGCUGCAGUUAUUUUUCUGAACUAUAUUUCAUUAAUCUCUUGUAUUAGUGAAUUUUUUAAAAAGUUUUAUUUAAGUAAUCUCUACAUAUCCUAUGUGGGGUUCAAAUUUAUGACCCCAAAAUCAAGAGUCUCAUGCUCUUCCUACUGAGCCAACGAGGUGCCCCUUAGUGGAUUUUAAAAGGAGAAUUCUUUAAAGGAAAAGUGGAAAUUGAGACUACCUGACUAAUUCUUUCUUCCAGUAUAAUCUUGCCCAGGAAUAUAAAACUAUAAAGAAUAUGUAACUUCACUAUUUACCUUAGGAUAUGCUUGCCAGUCAGUGUAUCUGGGAAGAUCAUCUGUAGGAACAGCUCUCCUAUUAAGAUAACCCCUUGCUCACCUGGAAAAGAGCUUGCUUCUCUGACAACAGUUUGCUAUCAAAAAUUACUUUAAAAUCCUCACUUUGCUGUCAUAAACUCCUCCCAGUUCCAACCAGGUCUGCACCUGGAAGGACCUUCUUUAAACCACUAGAAUCUAGACCUUCAAAGCCUUAAUCUGUAAUCCUUCCUUAAUCCACCCACCUCCCCUCCUGAGUCACAAUUGAGUCAAGGUGGCACUGCCCUCUGCUGCAGUAAAUUUAAUAAACCCAACUUUGAGUAGAUUUCUCUGGUGGUCUGAUGGGAAGUUGACAAAAUUUUGAAAACAAAAUGGGCAUUUUUGUACAAUUUGUAGGCAAAUAAAAUUCUCUGUCAAACACUGAAUUUUAUGAUCCAAUCCUACUUCAUUUUUUCUUACUGCUCACUUAUCUAAACCAGAUUAAAAUGACAAUACU
Molecule: messenger RNA, 11273 nt
Organism: Mirounga angustirostris (Northern elephant seal)
Lineage: Eukaryota; Metazoa; Chordata; Mammalia; Carnivora; Phocidae
Gene: RESF1
Product: retroelement silencing factor 1
Exons: 9
Coding region: 1352-6442 (1696 amino acids)
Cellular component (GO): nucleus
Molecular function (GO): histone methyltransferase binding
Source: RefSeq, a predicted model, not a curated record